CGAUAAGAGGGAUUCUCGCCCGGGUGUGUGGCUGCAGUGACGGGAUUGCCUGAAGCAAGAGGUUGACGGAAGUGUUUCUCUCUCUCUCACUCUGUGUCUGCCUCCCGAAGACUAGCGCCCAGGACUCCAGGCAGCCUCUGCAGCACUGCGGAGUUCGGGGUUUUGAAGCACAAGCACCAAAGGACGAUUUCAAGACAACAGCUCAAAAAGCGGAGGCACUGGUGUCAGAGAGAGAGAGAGAGAGAGAGAGAGAGAGAGAGAGAGAGAGAGAAUGGCUGCCGUAAAAAGCUACGUGGACGUUUUCCUGAGUCCGUCGAUGCAACACUACAUCAGCAAUAACACUCUGAUUGGUGUUUGGUGGAAUAAAGCUACUGCAGCGUUUUGGAGGCCUGACUUCUGGCUUCCGGCAGGACUACGCUGGGAAGACCUGGUGGACACAGAUGACCUGCGCUACCCCAACUUCCAUGAUGUUUGCGUGUAUCCACUUUUCCUGGGUGUGAUGCUGCUACUACUGAAAAACUUCAUUGUCGUGCCCUUCUUACUGGACCCUCUGGCUCGUCUUGCAGGCAUUCCCAACAACCGCCCCCACCCUCCCGUGCCUUCUAAAGUCAUGGAAGCGUUGUACCUCCGCCAUGGACACAUGCCACCAAAGGAGGCUCUAAAGGAGGCGUCUGACAUGGCUGACGUGUCGACUCGUCAGGCCGAACGUUGGUUGAGGAGGCGGCGAGCCCUCGCCAAGACAACCGUCUACGAAAAGUUCAUUGAGUGUGGCUUUAAUCUUCUGUGCCACACGUCGCUGACGGUGUACGGGGUGAAGAUGAUGUAUUCCAAGCCAUGGCUGUGGGACAUCUCUGAGACCUGGGACAACUACCCGCACCACCACGUCGACGACGAUAUGUGGUGGUACUACGUCGCCGGCCUCUCCUACUUUUGGGCCUCCGCCUUCCUGCAGGUCCACUCCCCUGGCCGCAGCACGUUCGACAAGGUGCAGAUGAUGCUGCACCACCUCUUCACCGUGCUGCUCAUGAUGUUUUCCUGGUCGUGCAACUUCACCCGUGCGGGAUCGUUGGUACUCCUCCUACACGAAGUUGCGGACGUGCCUCUGCUUACUGCCAAAAUGCUGACGUACGCCGGCAUCAGUGCCUUCACCGACGCAACUUUUGUAGUUUUCAUCGUGAGCUGGGCCGUGACACGGUGCUACCUCUACCCGUUCUGGCUUAUGAAGGAGAUGUUCAUGCAGACCGACGAUUAUUUUCAGACACCCGCCUUCAACUUCCUGUACACCCUCGCGUGCGGCCUGCUCGUCAUUGACCUGGUGUGGACGUUCCUCAUUAUCCGCGUGGUGAUGAGAAAAGUGACCGCCGGGUCGCUGCAGGAUGUCCGCUCUGACGGGGAGGGCGUGACUACUGAUAAGGACGAGGACGAAAGUUGGAGGGCCAAAAAUAAAACUGAAUAGUGUGUGUGUGUGUGUGUGUGUGUGUGUGUGUGUGUGUGUGUUUGGUAGGUUUAGUUGUUGAAGAGGAAUUCAGGUGUGUUUCCCGUAGAUUUGUAUUUCACCGCUCAAGGACAACGUGUAACCUGAUUCUUUUUAUUAUUCGAUCCGUAAUAUGAGUUAUUCAUGGGUGCCAAUUUCUUGCUAUUAUCAUUCAUGUAUUUUUCGUCAUCUUAUAUUUCACAGAAUUGCUUGUUUUGUUGUCGUCGUCGUCAUCGUCGUCGUUGCCGUUGUUGCUUUUGUUUUUGUUUUUGUUUUGAAUUUUGUUGAGGCUGCUGCUGCUGUUGUCAUUUUUUAUUGUUUUAUUUCUCGGCAGACAAACCUUAUCAGCAAAACCAAGCAAGAACAGUCACUCUGCGCCGGACACUAAAGGGCAGUAAAGGCCAUUACUCGAUGCGCCUCUGAUGUCCAGUAAGCUGUGUCCAAGCUGUGUGUCCUGAUCAUAACCAAACAUUACUUGCCUUCACUAGUUUCUAUUAGUAAUUUAUUAUAUUAUAUAUGUAUAUAUAUUUUUAA
Messenger RNA from Eriocheir sinensis (Chinese mitten crab), 2008 nucleotides. RefSeq names its product ceramide synthase 2-like. Gene Ontology annotation, cellular component: membrane. Bases 272 to 1456 code for a protein of 394 amino acids. The transcript has 2 exons. The record is from RefSeq and is a predicted model, not a curated record. Gene Ontology annotation, biological process: ceramide biosynthetic process. Lineage: Eukaryota; Metazoa; Arthropoda; Malacostraca; Decapoda; Varunidae. Gene Ontology annotation, molecular function: sphingosine N-acyltransferase activity.